CACGUCCGGAGGAGCGGAAACUCCCCGCGGUAGGUGGGUGAGCCCGGCGGCGCGGCGGCGGCCAAGGGGUCGGGGCCGGCUCUCUCAAGGCAGCUGAUUGGUCGGCCCCCGGCUGCGGCGUUGGCGGCUGCGCGUGGAAUUGUCACCUCGGCCUGGGAAGAUGGAAGAGCUGAGUCAAGCCCUGGCUAGUAGCUUUUCUGUGUCUCAAGAUCUAAACAGCACAGCUGCCCCACACCCCCGCCUGUCCCAGUACAAGUCCAAGUACAGUUCCUUGGAGCAGAGUGAGCGGCGCCACCGGUUACUGGAACUGCAGAAAUCAAAGCGGCUGGAUUAUGUGAACCAUGCCAGAAGACUGGCUGAAGAUGACUGGACAGGGAUGGAGAGUGAGGAAGAAGAAGAAAAGAAAGAUGAUGAGGAAAUGGACAUUGACGCUGGCAAGAAGUUACCAAAACGCUAUGCUAAUCAAUUAAUGCUCUCAGAGUGGUUAAUUGACGUCCCUUCAGAUUUGGGUCAGGAAUGGAUUGUGGUCGUGUGCCCUGUUGGAAAAAGAGCCCUUAUUGUGGCCUCCAGGGGUUCUACCACUGCCUACACCAAGAGUGGCUACUGCGUCAACAGGUUUCCUUCCCUUCUGCCAGGAGGCAAUAGGCGAAACUCAGCAACAACAAAAGACUACUCCAUUCUGGACUGCAUUUACAGUGAGGUGAACCAGACCUACUACGUUCUGGACGUGAUGUGCUGGCGGGGACACCCUUUUUAUGACUGCCAGACUGAUUUCCGAUUCUACUGGAUGCAUUCAAAGUUACCAGAAGAAGGACUGGGAGAGAAAACCAAGCUCAAUCCUUUUAAAUUUGUGGGGCUAAAGAAUUUCCCUUGUACGCCUGAGAGCCUGUGUAAGGUGCUGUCUAUGGAUUUCCCUUUUGAGGUAGAUGGGCUUCUCUUCUACCACAAGCAGACCCACUAUAGCCCUGGAAGCACUCCUCUGGUGGGCUGGCUGCGCCCCUACAUGGUGUCAGAUGUUCUUGGUAUAGCUGUGCCAGCUGGCCUGCUGACUGCCAAGCCAGAAUAUGCUGGGUACCAGCUCCAGCAGAUUAUUGAGCACAAGAGGAGCCAGAAGGAGGGAAUAAAGAAGAUACUCACACACACGCCCUCUGAGAGUGGACGCUAUGAGUUGGAGCACCUGUCUACCCCCAAGCUGAAGAGCCCUGCCCAUAGCCCCAAGCACCCAGGGAGCCUCAUGGAUAACUAGAGAGGGCAGCCUCCUUUGGGAGUCAUAGGAUGGGGGUUGGUCCCAGAAGGAAGGCUGGGGAGGAGGACAGUGAUGAGAACAAGAUUACUUCAUUUUAAAGCAGACUUUCCAAAGCCACUCCAGCUGGAAACAGCUUAUCUCCUAUCUGAAGUGCUGGCUUUAACAGUUGGGGGAGGUUUCCAGAUUGGGUAGUCUUUGGAUUUGAGCAGCAACUCCUGUGAAAAUGUAUAUCAGAUCCACAAUGUAAAUAUAUGUAAUUCUUA
Molecule: messenger RNA, 1509 nt
Organism: Kogia breviceps (pygmy sperm whale)
Lineage: Eukaryota; Metazoa; Chordata; Mammalia; Artiodactyla; Physeteridae
Gene: SNUPN
Product: snurportin 1
Biological process (GO): protein import into nucleus; snRNA import into nucleus
Cellular component (GO): nucleus; cytoplasm
Molecular function (GO): protein binding; nuclear import signal receptor activity
Source: RefSeq, a predicted model, not a curated record